AUGCCAGACGAUCAGAUUCAGCCCCGCAGGCGACAGCGAUCCUCCAUCACCGAACGCAUCCAACGAGCUCUUCACGUUGAUCGGUCAGAUAAGAAACGACAGAGCUUCUCUCCAGGAGAUGAUCAGAAUGGGCUUCACCACGGCCAGUCGGCGCAAUUUACAUCUCAAGUCCACGCGGCAGAGGGCGCGCGCAUUCAUCAGACAGAGACAGCUACUGGUCAAUACACUCCAACGGGCUACUCCCUCCAGGAUGAAACGCUCCCUAGCACACUAACAUACUCAUCACAAGACUCUCGUCUGCCAUCUACAUACACGCCUGGCUCAAGCCCCUCGGUUCGACCAGGGCAUUACCAGGAUGAACAACCCACCCCUCGAGACUUGGCAACGCCCGACACGAGAAAGUCCAGAGACAAGGACGACAUUUGCUCCUCUCCCACAUGGAAGGAGACUGCUCGGAAAGAAAGGCGGGCGACUAAGCGACUGGAAGCGGAGAGAAAAGAGCUCGAGAAACGACUACAGAAACUGGAAGAAUCUCAGGCCAGACUGGACAACGGGAUCUACGACAGGCAAUCCCGACGUCUGACCAAAAAGCAACCCCUAGAAAAUGCGAAUAGAUCGUCCAGUGCCAAUUCAGAAAGACCUCGAUCCUCCCGGUCUCUGUCAGCGUUCUUUUCAGGAUCCCGCCGGUCCUCCCGAUCGCGAGCCAGCUCUGCCACUGGAAAUGAGCGACGUCGAUCUUCUGAUCACGAGAAUCUGGGAGGAGAAGGAGGGCCGCCAACUCUGCCUCUCUCCUUACCCGAGCGUUUCGGGACUGCGGUAUCUCGAGAACUGGCAUCCAGGCAGGGGACUUCGCUAAUGCCCAGUCACCAGCUCCAACGCACGUCCCAUCUACUUCAUCACACCGCCACCAAGUCGGAUGAUCUUCGAGAGAACUGGAAGAUGGCGGAGGCAUGGCAAAGGCAGAACAGUGAGCGUGAGACCAGUGAUUUUCUGACCGGCUCCAAGAUGGAAUUAGGCAUGAAUGCUGGUGGUGGCUCUGGUGCCCAGCCUAUAUCAGAGUCCUUCCAGAAACGAGAUGAGCUGCCUGCGUACCCUUCAUUGACAAGUUCCACUCUUGACCUCGACCGUGAGCUGUUUACUGCGAGUCUCAGACAGGAGGUCAAACCCUCGGGGUCACAAACGCCUAAAGCUCGGUCAAGUCGACGACAGGGAGGCUUCUCAGCUUCACAAGGUCAGAACCAUUCUCAUUCUGCUGAAUCUCCAACCCGAGUGACCACGGCUCGUCAACUUCAAAAUAUUGCAAGUGAAGAGGAUAAUAACCGCUCAUCACAUAUGAAAUUUCCCUCUUCAGGUUCCCUUCCCAAGGAAAUGAGGAACGGCACGGAUCCCAUCCCACACGCGCAUCAGAAGGAGUACAAAUCGUCUCCUCUGUCCUUGAACCCUGUCACAACCGACGAAAAUGACCCGAAGAAAGAAAACAAUAAACCGGAUAAACCGGCCAGGACUUCGGGGCCCCAAAAGAAUACCCGUGAACUGGUUCCUCAGCCUCUACGGAUCAAUCUUGAAUUUUCUCAUGGACGGAAUCGACAAGCUUCAUAUCCUUCACCAUCGGACAUGUCUCAAGGCCGAGCUAAGCAGCUCGCUCGUCAGGACCGGGUGACAGUUAUGGGCCCAGUAGAAAUCCCUCUUGGGGAAUUCAAGCAAAAUCAGCGAAUAGGGAACCCAAACCCUAUUGCCUUUGAUAAAUCCAAGCCUACAGCAUGGGAAUUCAGACCCCGUCCAUCCGUGAUCCCUCCGUUGAAGCAUCCAGGCCGAAAGUAUGCUCUUUCGGAGAACUCACCCUAUGGUCGAUUAAGCUACGAGGGUCAACCGAUUCCAACCAUCAUCACGACAGAGGCUGUACCAGUGACUCGUUCACAAGAAUCGGUUCCCCACAUUCGCCACUCCCUGGCAGAAAUGCCGGCCAGCAUGUCCACUCCAAAUGUACUGGCCGGUCGAGUACAUAGUCGGUCAUCGUCGGGGGCAUCCAGCUAUGAUACCGCCGAUGAAGAAGUCCUCGACACACCAAACCACCCCCCACAUCGAAAAGAUACCACUGCUGGCCCGGAGCCUCAUGAGACAGACCCCUCCAGCCCACAUACUACCACAAUCACCCCCCAAGACAGGCCCGUGACGAAUGAAAUCCAAAUCACCAAUCCAAACCCCCGAACCAACCCACCCCUCGCCCCAGACGGCGUGGUAUCAAUGAUACGGCAUAAUCCAAUACCAAAACCCAAACAACUGAAAAAAGAUCAACUAAUCGCCAAAUUAUUCGUCAUCUGCUGUCGCUGCCAAUACUGGCAUGACCUUCCAUCCGAACUCUAUGCCAAACUCGCCUGUCCCGAACGCAUCCCAUCCGAAUCCCAUCUAGUCCGCACUUUCUCGCGACGCAAUCCAAUGGGCCGGCGGACUUCGUUUAAAAAGUCUGUUUUUGGAAGCCGCUCUGCGGAUGGGACUGUGCGGCGUUUGGCGAUGGGGAAACAGGGAGUGUCUUUGAAUGAAAUGCAGCUCGCUGGUGGUGGUAGUGGCGGCGGUGGUUUUGGUGGUCAGACUGAGAUUGAUCGUGCUGUGGCUCAGUCGGCGUCUUUGGCUUGCUGUUGGUGUGAACAUGGGAUGAAUCGAGCGUGUUGUCAGGGGUGGACGACUCUUGUGCAGAUGCGUGAGAGACACCACUAG
Molecule: messenger RNA, 2715 nt
Organism: Penicillium daleae
Lineage: Eukaryota; Fungi; Ascomycota; Eurotiomycetes; Eurotiales; Aspergillaceae
Exons: 2
Coding region: 1-2715 (904 amino acids)
Source: RefSeq, a predicted model, not a curated record